Molecule: messenger RNA, 1416 nt
Organism: Drosophila suzukii
Lineage: Eukaryota; Metazoa; Arthropoda; Insecta; Diptera; Drosophilidae
Source: RefSeq, a predicted model, not a curated record
GGACCGCAAGUUGCAAGUAAAAUGUCGACGCGGAAAAAGAGAAGCUCCAUCAGCUCUAUCAGCUAUAAAGUGGAAAAUUCCCCCAUAGGUAAUUGCUGGCUGAAAGUCCUGACUUUAGUUCUGCUUCUGGCCAACUUGGCCGACGCACUGAAGGCCGGGGAAUCCAUCCAGUUGGCAACCGGCAGCCCAUCACUGGGCAUAAACAAUGCAGACAGCAGCCUGGAGCAGCUCAUCGAGAUGCGGCUGAAUGAGUCGGCCUCCUCAUCCGUCCAGAGCAACCAGUCGCAGGAGCUGUUGUCCCGGAAACGACGCUAUUUGGUAUUUCCGGAGGGCAGCUCCUUUCAGAUGGUGUACGAUGAAAUUGUGGGAGUGGUGGACCAUACGAACUACUUGAUUCUGGGCAUUACGGUGGCUCUGGCCUGGGAGCUGCCCAGCAAGCCCCCCAGCGAGGAGCUGGACGACCUGCUCACCAAGUUGGAGGACGGAACCAUAGACAUCAGUCGCAACGACACCGUGUCGAACAUAACCUAUGUGGAUGACGCCUCGGGAUCGUCCUCCUCCACGACCACCACGAGCAAGCCCCCGGACUACAAGCCCAACUACAUCAACUUGUCGAGUUACGGCGGCUCCUCGAGUGGCGGCAACUCCUACUACAGCUCCUCGCCCGUUUUCCGCACUCCGAUGCAUCCUUCGCAUCAAUAUGCCGACAGCUAUUACCACCGCCCAAAGGGGGGCAGGAGGAAGGACAACCACUACUACUACACACGACCCGGGGUCAGCUCCAGCAAUCCGUUCGCCAAGUGGGCGCGGCCCUACACUCCCGCCCAGAACUCGCGCUAUCCUUACUGGGCACUCAACUCGAGACUCAAAAAUCGCUACUACGGGUAUAAAACUCAACAGGCAGCACCACCGACGGCGCAUCGUCGACAGGACAGCAGGACAACCACAACCAGCACAACUAGUCGACCCACUCGGAGACCGGCACCUCGCCAUCAUCGCAUAUAUCCGGUGUUUGGAAAGCGCAGCAUUCCGGAUGCAGCCAAUCCGCAUCAACGUCAGCGACGCAGUGGAGUGGCCACCGAGCACGAGGACAAGUUGAGUCGCCUGGAGCAGCUCCAGAUCAAGCACCAUCGCAGGAGCCGACAGGCGUUGUAUGAGCGAGUGGAGAAGUAUCUGGAUAAACGAGGUCACCAUGGCCACCACUGCGUACUGCGAACUCUCUGCGAGACUGGUCAGAAAUCAGGGGAGGAGGAGCCCGACUUUGUGGGCGAACUGAUGCGAGCGGUGUUUACCAUUCCGGAAGCCAUGGACAACGAACCGGUUGCCUAUCGCGACACCCACUACGACAAGGCCCACGCCUCCAAGCAGGACUGUGCCCUCUACCCGGGAUGCAAACAGUCCAUGUGGCAGGCCCAU